Musa acuminata AAA Group (dessert banana) is the source of this 462-nucleotide messenger RNA. Its product is annotated as chaperone protein dnaJ 20, chloroplastic-like. Bases 1 to 462 code for a protein of 153 amino acids. The transcript has a single exon. The record is from RefSeq and is a predicted model, not a curated record. Gene Ontology annotation, cellular component: chloroplast. Lineage: Eukaryota; Viridiplantae; Streptophyta; Magnoliopsida; Zingiberales; Musaceae.
AUGCAGCUGAGAGUGUCGGCGACUGCGCGGCCGGCGCAGACCAAGUCGGCCACCAUGUACGAACUGCUGUCGGUGGAGAAGACGGCGGGGCCGGAGGAGAUCAAGGCGGCGUACCGGGUGCAGGCGCGGCGGUGGCAUCCGGACGCGUGCCGGACGGCGGUGGACAAGGCCUACUUCGCCGAGCGUUUCAUACGAGCACGGGAGGCCUACGAGGUUCUCUCCGACCCGUCGCGCCGCCGGGACUACGACGUCUCGCUCCUUCGGGCCGACGGAUGGGCCAUCGCCGUCGGUGGCGGGGUGGUCCUCCGGAAUGGCGGCGGCGCGUGGGGGUUCGGGGACUGGGUGAGCCAGCUGGAGGGGCUGAAGCGGCGGCGGAGCGGCGCUCGGCAGUGCGCCGGAGGGGAGGACGAGAGCUGGGGGAGUCGGAUGAGGAGGGCCCACGAUUGGAAGGCUUCCGAUUGA